UGAGAUGGACAUAUCAAGAGUUACUCUUGCUGUUCUUUUAUAUGUUGUACUGCUCAGAGAGAGAAGAAUCUAUGGAGCAGAGAUCGAGGUGAAGGUCAGACCAGGAGACAACAUCACUCUCUACUGUGACCGUCCUUUAACUCAUGGUUCUGUCAUUGUUUGGAUUAGAAACUGCUCUCAUGAACAUCAACCCUCUCUCACAAUAGAUUUUCAGAAAAGUUACCAAGAAACAUUAGGACAUUUCACUCUUCCUAAAAACACCAACAUUAAUUCUUUUGAUCUACAUAUUACUAACAUUACAGCAUCUGAUCUGGGACUGUAUUACUGUGCGGAAUACGAGAAAAAGAUAAAUAAAGAUGAAAAUGGCAUUAUACGCUCAUCUGAUGUGUACAAUUAUGGAAACCAGACAACACGUCUCUCUUUUGCCGUAACUACAUGUUCUGGACCCUCCAGCACUGUCUCACCUCCUCCUGCUUCAGACUGUUUUCUCUGCUGGACGCUGCUCUUCAGUGUUUGUCCUGUGUGCGUUCUCUUCUGCCUCAUCUGUGUGUACUGCCUCUGUCAGAAGAAAACUACAGAUGGUGGAACUGAUCUCAAAGAACAUAAAGGUAGAAACUCUCCUGAGGGUGAUGAUGAUGAAGUGUGUUAUGCUUCCUUGGAAGUAACAACUAGAAGACAGAAACGUCUCAAAAGGAAGCAGCCGCAGUGUUCUGACUUUAGUACUUAUGCUCCGAUCAGAACACACACAGUACAAAACUUCUGAUGGUUUGAAGGAAUGCAGGUGCCAUUUCAUGAAAAUGUUUUGACGGAGACAACUAAUUUCAUGUCUAACUUUGAAAAAUGAAUUAUAUAAGACAGUACUAUUUAAGCGUGUACAUUUCACAAUGUCUCUUCAUUCUCCACUCUGUUCAUACUGUCUGAGAAGUGAACUCACAGUAUUCUUGUCCAGUAUAUUGCAGUUGUGUUUUUAAUGCUCAUGGAUUUUUAUAGAGUGUUGUUGUGGUGUGCUGUGGCAUCUGACCCUCUUUAACUGUGUGUUGGUGGAUAUAGAUAACUUUGAUUCUGCGAUUAAACAAGUUAAAAUAUAGGAUGAGAGUAUAGGAUUUAUUCCUUUAUGUUGUUUUAAAUAUGUUUCUAGCUUUUGUAAAUGCUGUUGUUUAUAUUAAAGAUAAAAGGAAAGGAACUUUAAUCUGACUUUUUCAAUGAACACCUUUUGAUACCUAAUAUGUUGAGAGAUGUAAGUAUUCUGGUCCUGCUGAGUAGGUAAAGUUGAUGUGCCUGAUAAAACCAAACACAAAAGUAGCCUCUUUGGCAACAUUUGUUUGUAGUCAGAAGUUCAUAUAAAUAAAUGAAUUGCUUUUGCUUUGUCAUAUUUUCUCAUAUUUUGGAUCUGUGAAUGUAAGAUUGACCAGUUUAAAACACAAGUAAUUACUUAGUUUUUUUACUAUAGGUUAAAGAUUUCUGAGUAAAGAUUUCUCGGAUCUUCAUAGUUGUUACUAUUGCAUAAUUUUACCAGCCGCUUUUCUCGGCGAAGGGUCUUUUAUUCUCAGCAAUAUAAUCUUACCACAUAUGUUUCCACUUAAGUUGGAUGCAUUUGAGACAAAAAAAGACAUGAAGUUGUUUGUGAAGGUGUAAAUGCUUGCUCAUGUGGUCAGUUUGUGGUGGCGUUGGUUUGAAUGCAUGCUGUGUCUGCAGCUUUACACUUUCAGACACUUGAGAAAGCAAGACAUCAUAACAUUUACUAAGAAAUAGCUGUUGUGGUUAUUGGACGAAACAUUGAUUACCUACUGUAGACCAAAUGGCUACUCAA
Messenger RNA from Triplophysa dalaica, 1810 nucleotides. RefSeq lists its product as uncharacterized. Lineage: Eukaryota; Metazoa; Chordata; Actinopteri; Cypriniformes; Nemacheilidae. The record is from RefSeq and is a predicted model, not a curated record. Bases 5 to 763 code for a protein of 252 amino acids. The transcript has 5 exons. Gene Ontology annotation, biological process: response to bacterium.